This is a messenger RNA of Tricharina praecox, 2544 nucleotides long. Its product is annotated as calponin homology domain-containing protein. Gene Ontology annotation, biological process: actin filament bundle assembly; actin cytoskeleton organization. Gene Ontology annotation, cellular component: actin filament bundle; actomyosin contractile ring; plasma membrane. The record is from RefSeq and is a predicted model, not a curated record. The transcript is spliced from 9 exons. Gene Ontology annotation, molecular function: actin lateral binding; calcium ion binding. NCBI's taxonomy places the organism in Eukaryota, Fungi, Ascomycota, Pezizomycetes, Pezizales, Pyronemataceae. Bases 312 to 2210 code for a protein of 632 amino acids.
GUGCAGAAAGGCGCGUAAAAGCGACGACCAGGGUGGACGUAGAGCAGAGCAGCACCACACACACCAAAGCUCAAUUUGAACCGCCGCCAUCGUUCGACCUCAAGUUAACUCCACAACUCGGAGAUUCCCACCUCCAACGCAGAAACAAGAGAGCCUCCGACUCCCCCGGAUCUCCAUCAACUCCAAAAACCUCAACCCCGUUGACAACAAGUGCCGUCGACAUCGCACAACCGCUUCUGCACCGCUGACUCCUCGAUCCGGCUCCUCGACCCGCUUACCUACCUAGUUCCCGUACCCCUCGCUACCGCUUCAUGCCAAUGGCGAGUCCACAGUGGGUCAUCACCCAGGACAAGACAUUCAGAAAAUGGCUCAAUUCCAAGCUCGCAGUGAGGCAGUUGAAGCCCGUUGAAUCACUACAGACGGGUCUCAGUGAUGGUGUGGUCUUGAUCCACCUUCUAGAAAUCCUCGGCAACGAAUCGCUCGGAAAGUACGCCUCGAAUCCACGGCUGCGGGUGCAGAAGUGCGAAAAUGUACACAAAUCCCUCGAGUUUAUCAAAGGCCGCGGCAUCGGAUUGUACAACAUUGGCGCGGAGGAUAUCGUCGAUGGAAGUCUCAAGUUGAUCUUGGGCCUGAUAUGGACGUUGAUUCUCCGGUUCACCAUCACAGACAUCAACGCCGAAGGCUUGACUGCGAAGGAAGGUCUUUUGCUAUGGUGUAAACGGAAAACGGCCUGCUACCCGGGGGUGCAGGUGCGUGACUUCUCGGCGAGUUGGAACGACGGACUGGCAUUUUGCGCUUUGUUGGACAUCCAUCGCCCAGAUCUGAUCGACUUCGAUCAACUCGACAAGAGCGACCACAAGGGCAAUACCGCCCUUGCUUUCAAGAUCGCGAGUGAAGAGAUCGGUAUUCCAUCGCUGCUAGAUGUCGAGGACGUGUGCGACGUGCCGAAGCCCGACGAGAAGAGUAUGAUGACCUACAUCGCGUAUUGGUUCCAUGCCUUCUCGCACCUGGACAGGAUCGAGACUGCUGGACGGAGAGUCGAGAAGUUCGUCGAGGUCAUGCAGAGCGCGUGGGAGAUGCAACAUAAUUACGAGAAACGAAUGACGGAGCUUCUGAAGCAAAUCGACGAGACCCGGAAACAAUGGGAAGCAGCGACUUUUGAGGGCACCUAUGUGGACGCAAAGCAACAAUCGAUGAAGUUUGCCGAAUACAAGCGCACACUGAAGAGGACAUGGGUAGCCGAAAAGGCAGACCUCAUGUCGUUGCUAGGAAAUAUCAAGACGAAGCUCGGUACAUACGGUCUCAAGGAUUACACUCCACCCGCACAUCUCAGCCUUCCGAACCUAGACAGAGUGUGGACCAGCUUGAUGCAGGCCGAGAACAGGAGGAGUGUGCAGAUAAACCAGAAGAUCCGAGAAAUCAAAGAGUGGCUCAGGAAGCAAUUCUCCGAGGCGGCGAACGAGUUUGCCCUAUGCCUAAACACUGUAACUAUGGAGAUCAGUGGGUUGGCUGGCGAUCCGGAGCGCCAACUCAACAUCGUACGAAGCCUACACAGCAACGUCAUACCUCUGGAGCAAGAGCUGCAUCGCAUCAAGAAACUGGAUCAAGAUUGUGAGGAAGCUAAUGUUGAGGAGAAUGAUUACACUGUCCAUUCUUACGACGACCUGGAGUAUGAGUACGGACUCGCGAAGGGGAGUGUGACCAAGAAGCUGGGCUUUUUGGAGAAUCAGAUCGUUGCGCGAAACAUGACCAACCUCACGCCAAUACAGCUAGAGGAAUGGGAAUCUGUAUUCCGCCACUUUGAUCGUGAUCACUCCAAUACCCUCCAGGAACUGGAGUUUUCCGCUGCUCUGGCUUCCUUGGGUCUCGUAUACGAUGAAGAGGAGAUGCACGAGGUGUUCGAAGAUGUCAGUGAGGGCCGAACCCAGGUCACGUUCGAACAGUUCAUUCGCUUCAUGGUGGAAGAAACCGAGGACCAAAACUCGGCCGAGCAAGUCUACCAAAGUUUCAGAGAGGUGGCCGACGGCAAGGAGUACGUGACGGAGGUGGACCUACGACACAGUCUGAUUCCGGACUCUAUGAUCGAUGACUUGGUCAAGACGAUGCCAGCAAUAACACUUGAAAACGGAAGGCAAGGCUACGAUUAUGAGAAGUACAUGGAGUCGUUGAUGUCGGGGCCGACGAACGGCACAAAUGGCUCACAUCGCUGAACGCCUGGCCGCCUUUGUGUGGGAUUGGAUUGGGGUUAGGGGGGGCUUGGGGGAGUGAAGGGCAAUUCAAUUCGUUUCUGCGCAAUUUUGCAUGGCCUUUGGAGUGUAUCGAGCAUUGUAUUAGUCGUUCCGGGUGUUUGUGUUCCUUCCUCCCUUCCUCCUCCUCCGAGAUGAGGGUUACUGUGGAUGUGUAGAGUAACGAGCCUGUAAUAACUGGAGAGGAGAGCUUCGCAAUAUUGAUAUGGCUUGCCAUAGGGAUCUUUGCUAGUACAUAUCUCGUACUUCUUUAGUACCUAAUUUUUGGUGAUUAUGGAUGAUGGUACAUGUCUCGUGG